Striga asiatica is the source of this 1615-nucleotide messenger RNA. The record is from the annotation of a GenBank genome assembly. NCBI's taxonomy places the organism in Eukaryota, Viridiplantae, Streptophyta, Magnoliopsida, Lamiales, Orobanchaceae.
AUGGCGAAAGCUUCAUCAAUAUUCGUCUCGAUUUUACUAUUCUGUUGCUGGAUAACGGUAUCAAAUGCCAAGACUCCAGUGUACCUCAACCCAAAUCAGCCUGUACACAAGAGAAUCGAGGAUCUUUUGAGAAGAAUGACUUUGGAAGAAAAAAUCGGCCAGAUGACGCAAAUCGAUCGUUCGGUGGCAACACCCGAGGUUAUGAAUAAAUAUUUUAUAGGAAGUGUACUAAGUGGUGGAGGUAGUGUACCGGCCAAAAAUGCGUCCGCUCGAACAUGGAUUGAUAUGGUUAAUGAUUUUCAGAAGGCUUCGUUGUCUACUCGUCUCAAAAUACCUAUGUUGUACGGUAUUGAUGCCGUUCAUGGACACAACAAUGUUUACAAUGCUACGAUUUUCCCACAUAACAUCGGUCUAGGAGCCACUAGGCAAAUCAUGGUUCCAUACAAUUACACAGAGUUCAUCGAUGGCCUUACCUCAUUAGUGAAGAGACGCGUUAUCGACCUUAGCCGAAUAGAUGAUGCUGUGAGAAGGAUUCUGAGAGUCAAGUUCGUGAUGGGUCUAUUCGAAAACCCAUUGGCCAAUUAUAGCAAGAUCAAGCACCUGGGAAGUCAGGAACACAGAGAACUAGCAAGGGAAGCAGUAAGAAAAUCACUCGUGCUGCUAAAGAACGGUAAAACUGUAAAGGAAAAAUUGUUACCACUUCCUAAGAAGGCACCAAAGAUUCUUGUGGCGGGAACUCACGCGAACAAUAUCGGCAAUCAAUGUGGCGGCUGGACAAUCACAUGGCAGGGACUUUCCGGCGAUAUUACAGCCGGCACCACAAUCCUGAAAGCCAUCGAGAACACAGUCGAUCCCAACACAGAAGUUGUUUACAGCGAAAACCCAAAGACCGAUUUUCUAAAAUCGAACGAAUUUUCGUUUGCAAUUGUCGUGGUAGGCGAGCCACCGUAUGCCGAAACAUUUGGAGACAGCCUAAAUCUGACACUUCCCGAAAAUGGAAUCAAAAUUAUCGAAAAUGUUUGUACCUAUGUGAAAUGCGUAGUUGUUCUGAUUACAGGUCGUCCAGUCGUGAUAGAACCAUAUUUAUCAGAAAUCGAUGCUCUUGUGGCAGCUUGGCUACCAGGGACAGAAGGCCAAGGUGUUGCUGAUGUGUUGUUCGGUGACUAUGAUUUUACGGGGAAAUUGGCUCGUACGUGGUUCAAGACUGUUGACCAGCUGCCGAUGAAUGUUGGGGAUAAGCAUUAUGACCCGUUAUUCCCAUUUGGAUUUGGGCUCACCACGAAGAAGGGCAAAUGAAUUUGAAUCAUGGUGUUUGAGAUGAACUUCAUCUUCUCUUCUUUGACCCAUUUGAUUUUGUUUCCAGCUUAAGUUCCACCUUGGUCUUUUUCUUGUGCUUCAUCGGGAUUUUUGGAAAUGGAAGCCCUGAUCAAAAUAAAAAAAAAAUAACAAAUCUGCGAAUGUGUGGACUUAAAGAUCUUGUUUCAGCAAAACGCGAUGAAUUUAUUUAUACACAGCAUAAGUUAAAUAAGCAUAAAUAGGAAGUGUAUGAGAUAACUUCUGUCUGUAUAAAUUAUGAAACAUAACAUCAAUGCUAAAAUAUCAGCUUGUUGCAGGA